AUGUCCGAACAGCUGACCUCUGAGCAAGUGUGCUCACUCGCCUUCUACUACUGGCGCAAAGGCUAUCACAAUGCCAUCGGGCCUCUCCUUGAGAGACUGUUGCCUUCUGAUGCUAACGAUAGGAGUGUUAGAGAACUUCUAACAGCUGCUCACAUACCGAUCACCAUUCAGUUGCCUGGGAAGGACCAGAGUGCCAUCAGCACCCUUCAACAGAAGGCCUCAACUGCGACUGUUGAGAAUAGAGGCAUCGGGUAUCUGGACGCUAACCCAGCCUACCAGAAAUGGGACGAUCCGAUUUCCGUCAACACCCCUGAAGACUCUGCGUCAUCAUUGUUGAACCCUACUGGCAUGGCGUUGAAGGGCUGGUCUAUAAUCGAUCAAGGCUUCCAACGCAUGGCUAAAGGACAAGUCAAGAACUUCAAUACGGCGGUCCUUGAUGCAGCGAUGCUGUGGUUCGAAGCGUCACUGCAAAGGAGUUCUGACGUGCUCGAGGCCGCCAUGGGCAAGGCCGAGGUCCUCAUUGCCAAAAGACAAGUCCCACCAGCAUUGCACGUUCUAGCCGAAUGCAUGGCGACUCAUGGGAUUUGGUACUCUCCUAUCGGCCAUACCCAGGCUUGGGCCAGCUUAUUGGCCUCUGAGUUCGACCAAGCUUACGACAUAGUAGAUCGUGCAAGAGCCAACAGUACACUGAUGACAGCUGAUGAUAUUGAGCUCGAAAAACUCUCUUUGGUUCAUCUGGUCGCCACUGAAGGCCCAUCGACGAAGGUUGUCCAGAGUGUCCAGAAGGUGCAGGACUUGUGCCUGCAGAAGGAGCCCCACAACGUUAAAAUCCUCCUCGAUCUCGCGUCCCUUAUAACUCGACUAUGUGCGACACCAACCGCCAGUCGAGGCAGUCCGCCGUACAGGUCUCCAUCUUCUAGCGGCGAGUCUUAUGUCGGAGCUUGCCUCACUGAAAUUGGCUACCAAAAGCUCAUGAUGGGUUUGCCUAACGAGGCUACUGAAUACUUCAACAGGGCGAUGAGUGCCUCUAAUGAAGGGUCCGAGAUAGAUGCUCUCUAUGGAACUAUAUGGUGCUGUGUAGCAACAGGCGAUUUCCAAGAGGCCUCAGAUCAAUUCGAUCUCCUUAGUGAAAUCACAACUUCGGCAAAAAGCGGCAAGUCAGCCGAGGUUGCGUAUCUGAAAUCGAUCAUUACUAGCCAUGAAGGCCAAAGCGCACAGGCAGUAGCGGCCCUCAACGAGUGUCUCACCUUGCAUCUUACACGCUUCAAGCACUCAACAGGUCAAGACUUCUACCACCACUUGAACCCUUAUUUCAUGAUGAAGAUCGCUUACGAGUAUAUAGGCCUCAGUGAGCCUACACAAGAAGGGGCAUCCAGUGGUGGUAGCAGCAAUCUGGCUAGAGGCGUCAAGGUCCUCGAGACCGUCAGCAGAUUCAUGCCGGGUCUCCUGUCGAUAAAGAUGGCCCUCGCCCAAGCUAGCAUCAACAUGGGCAGCCCCGACAAGGCAAUGCGACUCCUAGGGCAGUCCCUGAAGGCCGACCCACCCUAUAUAGAGACCUACAUCCGUCUCGCUCGCCUCCAUAGUGCUCUCGGCCAGAAAGAUACAGCGGCUAAGUAUCUGGAGCAAGGCUUCGCCCAAGACUUCGGCAUCCGAUCUCAUCCACUGUAUGCAGCGGUGCGAGCUGAGGGGCUUAUGAUGGACAAUCGAGUCCAAGAGGCGAUAAAGCUCUUGCGAGAGGCCAUCGAAGUUGACGGCAUACGACAGAAGACUGGCAAGAACCCCUCUCAAAAGGCGUCAAAAGGUUUGAGUUUCACACUUGGCGACAGGAGCAUGCUCUUCCGUACUUUCAUCGAAGCGCUCACCAUGGGCGAUUUGACAGUCGAGGCCAAGCGACUUCAAGAGGAUGCGAUGGUGGAGUUCUCAGGAACAAACGAGGAGUCGACUAUAAUCGUGGCUGGUGCCGAGAUAGCUGUGAGGCGAGGCGACAUCGGGGAGGCCUUGACCGCUCUAAGCCGUGUUCCGCCGAGUAGUGCUAGUUAUGGUAAGGCACGCCUUGCCAUGGGAGAUAUCUUUAAGAAUCAUAAAAAGGAUAAGAAAGCAUACGCUCAAUGCUACAUGGAUGUCUGCAAUCACGAGCCAAGUGCCGUCAACUUGACUCGUCUUGGAGAUGCUUACAUCACCAUUCUGGAACCAACUCUAGCCAUAGAGGCAUUCGAGAAAGCUAGGCGUCUUGAUAAGAGUAGCAACCACACUAGUGACCACAACCUUGUGAAGAAGAUAGCUCGAGCAUGGACACAGAUGCAUGACUAUGAGAAGGCCAUUGAAUGCUACAAGGCGGCACUCAAACGUGCCGACUCGAUGCCAAUUUCAACAGAUCUGGCCAAGCUCUAUCUCGACCUCGGACGCUAUCAGGAAUGCAUUCAGGAAAUGGAAAGACAUCUGUCAGUGCCGCACGACGAGGCUUCCACGGACCAAGUCGCUGACAGGGUUGAGAGCUUCCUUCUUCUAUCUAGGGCCUAUCAGAAAGAGCAUGCAUCUACAGCCCUGCACCAUGGCGACGCGAGGGGGAUGAAUCUGUCCGUUCCUCAGUCCUUGGAAGCUUUGAAGGCAGCCAAGGAGACUUCCCUGAAGAGCCUUGCCGCUCUGGGCUUUGUUUUGGGCAAGAGUUCCGUCACUGAUGAUGAUGAAGAAGACGGAGAUCUUCACAUGCUCAGGAAGCUGGCUGCAGACGUUCAUUACCAGCUAGGACAGUACUUGGAGCAUCUCGAGAAUAAUUCCGAUGCAGCCAUCGGGCAAUACACCGUGGCUGUGGAGUUAGACAAUCAUCACGAGUCUGCACUCAUGAGCCUUGCUCGCCUCAACUUUGCUAGGGGCGACGCCGAUUCUUGUGAGAAGACGCUAAGAGCCUUGUUGCGAAUCAACAGGGAUCAUAAGGAUGCGGAUAUGCUGUUGGCGUCGGUGAUGGCCUUGAGGGCUCAGAAGGCUCUGACGGCCUUUUCGGCAGACGAGGAGGGCGUCUUGAUCGAAUCUACGGAUGAGUUCAAGGCGGUCAUUGGGCAUUAUAAGGAUAUGCUCGACAAUGAUCCCACCAACUUCAAAGCUCUUGCACAGUUGCUCCUCCUGUUCAGAAAGACGGGAAGGUGGGUUUCGUUAGAUGAUCGAUUUGAACAUCGUGCCGAUCACUGCCGUGGCGUACCACAGAGGCCUGUCCUCAGGUUCUCUCAGGGCAUGCUCUCCCGAUGGUUGAACCAACCUCAGGAAGCUAUCGCGGAGUUCAAUGAUGCGAGGAAAGAUCAAGAGUAUCGCUACGAAGCUAUCAUGCAUAUGAUAGAGAUGUAUCUCUUUCCUGACCCCAGUGAUGGCUGCAGCCUCGAAGGUCUGGCCCCUACUACUCGUCCGCCCAUGACUAACAUCACAGAGGCCAAAGACCUUUGCAUUGAACUUGCCGAGCGAGAGAAGCUGGGUUGGAUCCCUAGACUGAGGGUUCUGAGAUACCAGGCUGACCUCUUGACACGAAACAAGACAUUAGUAGAAGCCGCUCUCAGCGACUUGAUGGCGCUAUUCAAUGAGUCGAGGACCUACGUCCCGGCCCUGUUAGCAGUUUCACAAGGUCUGAUUCUGUCCAAGCAAAAUUCGAAGGCUCGGAAUCAACUAAAGAGGAUAUGCGAAUACAAUCCUGAUUACGCUGAUGAUUUUGAAAAGGCCUGGCUACUCCUGGCAGAUCUUUACAUAGCAAACGGCAAGUAUGAUUUGGCAACGAAGUUGUGUCUGCAAGCGAGAGACCAGAACCAGUCUUGUGGUCGGGCAUGGGAACUCCUUGGUUUGAUAUAUGAGAAGGAGCAGGCAUAUAAGGACGCCGCUAUGCACUAUCAGCGAGCAUCGGAGUUGUUCUGUGAGCGCCGGGCGGCAGUUGGCUACCGACUGGCCUUCAACUUCCUUAAAGCUAAGCGGUAUGUGGAUUCUAUCCGUGUCUGCCACAAGGUGGGUUAG
Messenger RNA from Perkinsus marinus ATCC 50983, 3990 nucleotides. RefSeq lists its product as hypothetical. Bases 1 to 3990 code for a protein of 1329 amino acids. Gene Ontology annotation, molecular function: protein binding. Gene Ontology annotation, cellular component: intraciliary transport particle A. Lineage: Eukaryota; Perkinsozoa; Perkinsida; Perkinsidae. Gene Ontology annotation, biological process: intraciliary retrograde transport; protein localization to cilium. The transcript has 40 exons. The record is from RefSeq and is a predicted model, not a curated record.